Papaver somniferum (opium poppy) is the source of this 1169-nucleotide messenger RNA. RefSeq lists its product as uncharacterized. NCBI's taxonomy places the organism in Eukaryota, Viridiplantae, Streptophyta, Magnoliopsida, Ranunculales, Papaveraceae. The transcript has 7 exons. Bases 23 to 1120 code for a protein of 365 amino acids. The record is from RefSeq and is a predicted model, not a curated record.
CCUUACGUAUCAUCAUGUAGUGAUGCUAGUAGAAUGUAGCAGGGACGUGGAUGUAUUAUCGGAAGAAGAUGAAUUGGAUCUAGAGAGGCAACUCAGUAUUCUGAAUAAGCCUCCUGUCCAAACAAUCCAUGCUCCAUGGGGUACCUACGAUUGCAUAGAAUUCCACAAACAACCUGCAUUUGAUCAUCCUUUACUAAAAAAUUAUACAAUGAAGAUGAGACAAGAAGUUGUUUCCACAAGGUCACCGUUGUUGGAAUCAUUAAUGAAUCAAGUUGGUGAGUGUCCAAAAGGGACCGUUCCUAUUCGACGGACAACUAGGGGAGAUCUUAUCAGAGCCAAGUCUUUAUCAUCCAAUGCCACUCCAGAUAAGCAAUAUAGAGCUGGUAUUUCAUAUAGAGCAAAAGAAAUAGAUGAAACAAUAUACGGAGCAAGUGGAUUGUUUAAUAUUUGGAAUCCUAAAGUAGAAGGAGAUCAGUCCAGUUCAACAGAAAUUGCAGUUCAAUCUGGUUCACCGGAGGAGCUCAAUGUCAUCAAAUAUGGAUGGACUGUAAAUCCACAAUUGUAUGGUGAUAACACCACUCGAAGUUUUGGAUACUGGACGGGUGAUGGUGGCAAGAACACAGGUUGUUAUAAUACACUUUGUCCUGGCUUUGUUCAACUCCAUGAUAAAUAUACUCUUGACUUGCCUACUCACGACACGUCAGUACUAUGUGGCAUACAAAAGGUAUUGAAGGCAUCUAUUUACGGAGAUAUAAAGGAUCCAAAAUUAGGGAGAUGGUAUUUGACAAUCCUUGACAACAUACAAAUUGGAUACUGGCCAAGUGAACUUUUUCCGGCCUUUGCACCAGGCGCUGGCUAUAUUUAUUGGGGUGGUCAUGUGAAGGCCGGAAAAGAUGGAGUUAGUCCAGCAAUGGGAAGUGGUGAACGGAUAAGUGGACAACCGGCUUGUAGUGGGUUUAUGCAAGAUCUUAACUACUUAGACACGAAUAAUCAACCUCUACAACCAGAAGAAACUGAAUAUACGGUCGAGUGUCAUAAGCAGUAUAAUGCCAAAUAUUAUCGAGACGACAACAUCCUUCAUUUUGGAGGAUAUGGUGGUAACAAUUGCACAUCCAGUUGAAUAAUAUUAAUUACUAUCCCAAUAAAAAUUGCUAAUAUGUAGUUUUGAG